GGGUUUCGUCUAACUCGUCUCAUCGUGACCUAGGAGCGAGCGCGCGAUACGUUCGAUAAUGUCGCUACCGGCUACGAAGAGUGGUGUGGUGUUCGGCGCGAAGUAAUAACCUUAUCAGAAGGUGAAGGGAGGAUGAAGUGCGCCAAUUUAUGUGUGUGCCCCCCGCUCCCCUUUUGAUGCUGGUUAUCAGGCCCGCUAACAAGACCGAUCGUUCAAUUUUCGGGAGGGUAUCACCGCCGAAAACAACAUUACCGAACUGGUCGCACUCGCACUGGCAUGACAUAGUCGCCUUGCUACUACAGGCGCAGUAACACACACAAUAGCACUGGUACACCAUGGCCGGGUGUUUUCUGUGCAGCUUAGGAUGGAUUGUGCGCUACUACCUGUACGCGUGUGCCGCCUGCUUUGGCAUAUUCGUGCUCCUUACCGUCCUCUCUAAGCUGGGCGAGCGGGGCAACAAGAUUAAGUACUACAGCAAGUACGGCAUGAUUUACUUCGCGACCCAAUCGUUCACCACACUGUUUGCGCCGUUCUCGCUGCUCCGACCGCGCAACAUCGACAACUGCCGAAUCAUUGCCACGGUCAUAGCACGCGCCUCGAAGCUGCUCGGCAUCACGUGGGAGCUGCGGAAUGCGCAAAUUCUGCGCCAGGCGAAAGGUGCCAUCGUUCUCACCAACCACCAGUCCUCGAUGGAUAUAUUGGGUAUGAUGAUCCUCUGGGACAUACUGCGCAAGGUGGUGCCAAUUGCCAAGCUGGAGCUCCUGUUCCUCUUCCCCUUCGGCCCGACCGCAUGGCUGGCGGGUGUGCAGUACAUAAAUCGUAAAAAUCGCCCCUCCGCAAUGAAAUCGUUCGACCGGUGUAAGCGCAUGCUGACGGAGGACGGCGCGAAGAUGUACAUCUACCCGGAGGGUACGCGCUAUCCCGAGCGCGGUAUGCUACCGUUCAAGAAGGGUGCCUUCCACACGGCCAUCGAGGCGCAGGUCCCGAUCGUACCGGUUGUCUUCUCGCACAUGUACUUCAUCCAGUCGAAGCGGCACAUCUUCGACGACGGGCACGUGAUAAUCGAUACGCUCGAGCCGAUCCCGACCGCCGGGCUGACGAAGGCCGAUCUGGAUCAGCUGAUCGAGCGGACGCGCACGGCCAUGCUCGCGCGGUACGAGGAGCUGAACCGGGAGGUGGACGACGGGCUGAAGAGCGUGCAGUGGGUCAAUCGGGACCGGCCCCGGUUCACGGUGUACGAAGAGUAACGGCGAGUGACGUUUCAACGGCGGCAGAACCUUGACGGCACGCACGCGCGCGCAACCGCGAACGGCGUGUGGUACCAUCAGCGCCCCCUCCGGGGGUACG
Molecule: messenger RNA, 1347 nt
Organism: Anopheles arabiensis
Lineage: Eukaryota; Metazoa; Arthropoda; Insecta; Diptera; Culicidae
Product: 1-acyl-sn-glycerol-3-phosphate acyltransferase beta-like
Exons: 5
Coding region: 336-1247 (303 amino acids)
Biological process (GO): phosphatidic acid biosynthetic process
Cellular component (GO): endoplasmic reticulum
Molecular function (GO): 1-acylglycerol-3-phosphate O-acyltransferase activity
Source: RefSeq, a predicted model, not a curated record